This is a messenger RNA of Tachyglossus aculeatus (Australian echidna), 2498 nucleotides long. It is a transcript of the gene TRAF2, whose product is annotated as TNF receptor associated factor 2. NCBI's taxonomy places the organism in Eukaryota, Metazoa, Chordata, Mammalia, Monotremata, Tachyglossidae. Gene Ontology annotation, cellular component: plasma membrane signaling receptor complex; cytosol; cytoplasmic side of plasma membrane. The transcript has 9 exons. Gene Ontology annotation, molecular function: zinc ion binding; ubiquitin-protein transferase activity; tumor necrosis factor receptor binding. Gene Ontology annotation, biological process: positive regulation of JNK cascade; regulation of apoptotic process; protein K63-linked ubiquitination. The record is from RefSeq and is a predicted model, not a curated record. Bases 6 to 1418 code for a protein of 470 amino acids.
UUCCCAUGGCGGCAGCGGCCAACUGUACUCCUCCGGGAUCUUUAGACGUGCAGCAGCCCGGCUUUUCCAAGAUUAUCCUGGGAACGAAACUGGAGGAUAAGUACCUGUGCUCCGCCUGCAAGAACAUCCUGCGGAGACCGUUCCAAGCCCAGUGCGGCCACCGCUACUGCUCCUACUGUCUCAGCAGCAUCAUAAGCUCUGGGCCUCAGAAUUGUGCUGCUUGCGUUCAGGAGGGAAUAUUCGAAGAAGGCGUCUCGAUUUUAGAAAGCAGCUCGGCUUUUCCGGAUAACGCUGCCCGGAGAGAGGUAGAAAGCCUGCCGGCCUUCUGUGUCAACGAUGGAUGUGCGUGGAAGGGGACCAUCAAGGAAUAUGAGGCCCACGAUGAGACCUGCCCCCGGUUCCCCUUGACGUGCGAAGGCUGCGGGAAAAAGAAAAUUCCGCGAGAGAAGUUUCAGGACCACGUAAAGACGUGCGGCAAAUGCAGAAUUCCCUGCAAGUUUCAGGUGGUCGGCUGCCCUGAAAUGGUGGAGAACGAGAAGCUGCAGGAGCACGAGAGUCAGUGGGUGGCCCGACACCUCUGCAUGCUGCUGAGCUACGUCCUGGAGACCGAGGCCCGGCACGGGAAUGGCGGGAAUGUCCCGGGGCCGGGCGACGGGAACGUCCCGUUGACCAUCUCCUUCUCCGGCGGGCCCGGGCCGGCCCCCUCCGCCGAGCUCCUGCACAGGUGCGAAGCCCUGCAGAGGAAAACCGUCACCUUCGAGAACAUCGUCUGCGUGUUGAACCGCGAGGUAGAGCGGGUCUCCGUGACAGCCGAGGCCUGCAGCCGGCAGCACCGACUGGACCAGGAGAAAAUCGAAGCGCUUAGUUCCAAGGUCCAGCAGCUGGAAAGGAGCAUCGGGUUGAAAGACUUGGCCAUGGCCGACAUGCAGCAGCAGAUCCACGACAUGGAGGCGUCCACGUACGACGGCAUCUUCAUCUGGAAGAUUACCGACUUUGCCAGGAAACGCCAGGAGGCUCUUGCCGGCCGCUCUCCCGCCAUCUUCUCCCCAGCCUUCUACACGAGCAAGUACGGCUAUAAGAUGUGUCUGCGGAUUUAUCUCAACGGGGACGGCACCGGCCGGGGGACUCACCUCUCUCUGUUUUUCGUGGUGAUGAAAGGACCAAACGACGCGUUACUCCGCUGGCCCUUCAACCAGAAGGUGACCCUGAUGCUGCUGGAUCAGAACAACAGAGAGCACGUCAUCGACGCGUUCAGGCCGGACGUGAGCUCGUCGUCCUUCCAGAGGCCCGUCGGCGACAUGAACAUCGCCAGCGGCUGUCCCCUCUUCUGCCCCGUCUCCAAAAUGGAGUCCAAGAACUCGUACGUGCGCGACGACGCCAUCUUCGUCAAGGCCAUCGUCGACCUGACGGGCCUCUGACGGGAGCCCGGGGCCGGUCCGCUUCAGAAACGGCUCAGACGGGGCCCCGGCCGAGGCCGGAGGGCACGCUCCGGGGCCUCGGGGGGCUGGGCGGGGGAAGAGCCCUCGGCCCCCGCACCGGGAGAGGGGGUGGACGGAGAGGAUGGAUGACCUUAGGAGCGCAGACUCCGGCCGCCGGUCCCCGCGCGGUGCCGAGGAAGGGCUCCGUCGCCCGCCGGCUCCGGUCCUCGGAGGACUCGGAUGGGGAGCCGGGCGACGGCGAGACGGAGGAGAUUUCUCCGCAGGGGCCGCUCGGCGAGCCAUCCGCGGCCCCUCCCGGGAAGACGCGGGAGCGGAAGGAAGCCGGGAGGACGGCUGUCCGCUGCCGGUGGCGGGAAGGACUCGUUCUUCUCUUUCUUCCCCCCUUUCAGGCCCGCUCCGGUCCGUCGGCCGCCCCGGACUCCGGGCGGGAAAGCCGGUUGGCGUUCGGUUCCAGAGAACCGCCUGGCCCCGUUACCGCCGUGGGCAGUAGGAAGUAGAGCGAGACGACUGAGGCGUCGGGGCUUUUUUGGCUUGGGUUUUUCUAAGGAAGUCCGGCCCGUUCGUGGGCGGGGCGAACCCGGCGGCGGUCAGCUCUGUUCCUCCUCGGGGGCUCCGGCCCGCUCUGGUGUCGGCCUAGGCGUCUUUGUGGGGGUAGGGAGGAGGAGCGUUCCGCACCGGACCGUCCCGGGAUCCUCGUGCGGUGGGCCCGGGGACAGAGACCCUCCCUCUCGCCCACCGGGAAGAACCGGGGGCCGGUACUCGACGUGAAUCCACCGUGGCGGCGGCGACUGGGCCGGCCCCAGGCCCGCGGGGAGAAAGACGAGGCCCCGAGAGUCUUCAGUUCUUCAUCCCCGAGCCCCUCGAUGGGCACGGGACCCUCGGAUUGGCGUCUUCUUCCACCCAAGGGCCGGGAGAGCCGGCCACGGUCGCCCAUCGGGCGCCCGGGGGGACCCCCGGAGUCCUCGCCGGACCGAGGAGCGGGGUUUCCUGUGGCACGGAGCGGGCCUCGGACCCCUCCCCGAGUACAGAACUUCCCCGCCUGUCUGCGGAAGCAGGAAG